UACCCCCUCAGCGCCUGACACCGGAUCAGCUUGGAGCCGUUUUCUCGUCGUCACCGAGCCGAGGAGAGGGGAGGCUCACAGCUGAUCCUGGGUCAGCGGGACAGGGAGUUUAAAGCCCCUGCGCGGCUCGGUGCUGCUUGUGAGCUUUAGCCGGGGAGAGGGGGGACGUCGAUUGACGGUCGCAAUCCAGCAGAUCAGCAAUCAAAAGUAUAGCGAUCGUGGAGCUUUUUCCGAGUGCAUUUGUACAGAUCUGGGUUCAGUCGUGGGGGGGGGGAUAUGCCAGUCGGCAAGGCUAACCGCGCUCGGCUAGGCUAGCUAUCCGAUCACGUAGAGCGUUUGCGUCCACCGCCGUUGCGCGACAAUCACAGCGACGCGAAAGGCCGGUUCGGUUGUCUCUCUCUCUCUCUCUCUCUCUCUCUCUCCCUCUCUCCCCCCUUCCCUCCCCUCCCCUGGAUCCGCGUCGGAUCAGCUAACCCUUACGAUGUCAACGUGGGUGAAGGCACCGGGCGGCCGCCGGGCCCCGCCGAUACCGAACGGAGGGAAUCUCAAGCCCCACAGGCCGUUCCGGAGAGCGCCUUACCCGGCGAGAGAGGACCGGGGCGACCCGCAGGAGGAGCCGCAAAGCUUCGAGGAGGCCUUGGACCAGCAGCUGGACUAUUCUGCCGGCUGCAGUGACUACGAGAGAUACCAGCACGUCCAAAAAGCCCCGCCCAAGGGCUACGCGCCCCCCGCGGACCGACGCUCCGCCCUCUACCAGCGCUUCUACGCGCAGCUCCGGGAAGACCAGGACCGCAGGCCGGCCGACUGCGUCAUCCUGUCCAUGAGCACCCAGAACAUGGAUUACGCCCAGUUGAUAGGCCGCCGCCUGCGAGAGCGUGAGCUCGGCGUGGCGGCGGUCGCCCUGCGGGCGGAGUCGGGCCUGACCCGGGCCCUUCAGGAGGUGCGGUCCGAGGGCUCGCCGUUUUGUAUUCUCGUGGAGCAGGCUAACGUAGAGCUGUCGUCGUGCACGGUUAUCAUUUUUUCCGAGUCGCUCAAAAUCCACCGCAACAUGCCUAAGGACCAGGCCCUAGAUUUCGUGUCGGCGGAAUACGCCCGCGUCCGCGCCGAGAAGGACAAGGACCCGGCGGGGCUGGCGGAGGAGGCGGCCAGGAUGGCCGACGACUACCUGGAGCGGGAGAAGCGUCCCAGGCACCCCGUUCCCGCGGCGACCCGGCACCUGCUCUCCCUGCUGGCCGAGGGCCUGCACCUCUACCCCGACGAGCUGGGCGAGCUGUCCGACUACCUCCGCACCCGCCGGGACCAGCUGCAAGGCCCCCCCCCCGAGGUGGACGACGGCUCUUACGCCGUGAGGAGGACGAUCCCGCCGAGCGGCCUGGGCAAGCCGCCGCCCCUGCUGCCCACGCCCAGGGACCGGCCCGCCCCCCACCCCGGCUCCGGGGAGCACACCGCCGCCCCCUUGCUGCCGACACCGGGAUCGUACCCCAAGACCAAGCCCCCACCCCUGUUAUCGAUACAGGGGCGCCCGGGGCCCCCCCUCGGACACCCCCCGCCUCCCCGGGGGCCCCCCCACGGCCCCAGAGGGCCCCCU
This is a messenger RNA of Megalops cyprinoides (Indo-Pacific tarpon), 1588 nucleotides long. RefSeq lists its product as uncharacterized. Lineage: Eukaryota; Metazoa; Chordata; Actinopteri; Elopiformes; Megalopidae. The transcript has 8 exons. The annotation marks the transcript as partial. The record is from RefSeq and is a predicted model, not a curated record.